This is a messenger RNA of Dromaius novaehollandiae (emu), 3598 nucleotides long. RefSeq names its product A-kinase anchoring protein 8 (gene AKAP8). The coding region runs from base 99 to 2072 and encodes 657 amino acids. Gene Ontology annotation, molecular function: DNA binding; protein kinase A regulatory subunit binding. Lineage: Eukaryota; Metazoa; Chordata; Aves; Casuariiformes; Dromaiidae. Gene Ontology annotation, cellular component: nuclear matrix; nucleus. The transcript is spliced from 16 exons. The record is from RefSeq and is a predicted model, not a curated record.
GGAUCCCUGCGGCGGGAGGUCCCAAUGGGCGGCGGGUGCCGCGCGCCUGCGCACUGAGUACCGAGGCGUGCAGUGCGGCGCCGUCGGCGGAGGGAGACAUGGAUCAGGGAUACGGCGGUUAUGGCACCUGGAGUACUGGGACCACCAAUACUCAAGGUACAUAUGCGACAAAUGCGACAAGCUGGCAAGGCAUCACGGCCAAGGAGAAUUAUGAGGGAUCUUCAUGGCACACUUGGCAGUCACUUUACGAGAGCCCUAGGAGUGACAUAGCGAAGGGCUAUGAAGGUUAUGAUUAUUACAACACCCAAACCACCGCCGCUAACACGGCGGCCACAUACAACUAUGGCGCGGCAGCUGCUGCCACCUCCAGUACUUGGGAGACUCCCAAAUCGUCCGAUAUGAGCAUGAACGCCGACGUCAACACCAGCAUGACCGUUGGGUCGUACAGCGCCGAGACCGGGGCGAACGAGAGCUCGGAUUCCAUCAUAGCCAAAAUUAACCAGCGUUUAGAUAUGCUGUCCAAGGAGGGCAGCAGCGGAGCAGGCGAAGGCAUGGAAGACCAGGAGAGCUCUUUCAGAUUUGAGUCUUUUGAAUCGUAUGACUCGAGGUCUUCAAUGAACGACCGUGACAUGUACAGAUCUGGCUACGAUUACGGGGAAGUGGGAACUGAUCGGAACGAUUCCUUUGGGAGCCAGUUCGACAGCCGCAGGGAUCAGUCGCGCAACCGAGGCAACAACUACGGCCUCAUCCGAGGAAGGGGGCAGAACCGCGUUCAGAAUCGGGGGCGUCUCAACACUUUCAACCGCAGCGACCACUUCAUGCCCUCCUCCAGUUCGGAGCGCCUGUCGGCUCGCUGGAAUGAGUUGAACUACAUGGGGGGGCGCGGGAUGGGGGGGCCCGGUCCCAACAGGCUCCCUUCUCUCUUCUCCCAAGCCCUCGUCCCCGACUACGGCGACUAUGGCGAUUACGGUGACUACGGCGACUAUGGAGAUUAUGGCGAUUACGGUGACUACGGCGACUACGGGGACUAUGGAGACUAUGACUAUGGCAUGAUGGGCAUGUCGGGCAUGGGAAUGGGACGGUACGGCAAUAUGCCGUACGGAAUGGGGAGGCAGCGGAACAGAGACAGAGUGAGUACGGUGCCGUGGCACCUGAACACGCUCAUGCCCAAAAGGAGGGGUUUCCGCAACCGUUCAGGAGGGCGAUCAGAUAGCGAAGGAGGUCGCAAGCGAAAACAGUCCCAAAGCGGAGAUGAGCCAGAAAGCAAACAGGCAAAGACUGACAGCGAAGGAGACGACACUGAGAAUGCAGAUGAGGGCGAAGGAGAGGAAAGGUCAGGAGAUGAAGCUGACAAAGGUGAGAAUGGAGUUGCGGCGAUUUGGCAGAGGAAGGUCUUGACCUACAGUGGAAGUUCUGGUCUCUGCGCUCCUUCACCUGAAGACGUUGCAGCAUCUGGAGAUGGCUGUGAAGAUGAUGAUGAGGAGGUGAAAAAGAGGAGGGAGAAGCAGCGGAGAAGAGAUAGGAUGCGCGAUCGGGCAAUGGACAGAAUCCAGUUUGCCUGUUCCGUCUGCAAGUUCCGCAGUUUUGAGGAAGACGAAAUCCAGAAGCAUCUACAGAGCAAGUUUCACAAAGAGACCUUGCGAUACAUCGGUACCAAACUUCCAGACAAAACCGUUGAGUUUCUGCAGGAGUACAUCGUCAACAGGAAUAAGAAAAUUGAGAAGCGGCGCCAGGAUCUCACGGAGAAAGAGGGCACAAAACAGAAGCCAGAUCCGUUUAAGGGUAUUGGCCAGGAACACUUCUUCAAGAAGAUCGAGGCAGCUCACUGUAUGGCUUGUGACAUGUUAAUUCCCGCACAGAACCACCUCCUCCAGAGGCAUCUGCGAUCUGCAGAUCACAACCGAAACCGCAGAAUGGCCGCGGAGCAGUUCAAGAAGACGAGCUUGCACGUCGCCAAGAGCGUCCUCAACAACAAACACAUCGUCAAGAUGCUGGAGAAGUACCUCAAGGGUCCGCAGGCACGUCAACAACUCCUCAUGAUCAACGGUAUCAAAGGCUGCCGGCAGAUCUAAAUGAAUCAGCACUGGGCACCUGACCUUUGUCCAUCGGCAGGAGGAGAUCUUCGAGCCAUCCCAGCCCGGUCUCCGUACCAUUCCCAGGUGCAAAAGCAGACUGAAAGGGGUGGAGGAAAUCUGAGGAUUCCAGGUAAUGCCAGAGCUGCCUCGCCAAAACACUCUCGGCAACCUUCCCCAAGAAAGGAAGGCCGGAGACAGGGCGAUGAUUGACAGGACUGUCAGCAUCAAGAGAUGAUUUCUUGGCCGUGGGCCUAACGAUUCCUCCUCUGAGGGAUGCUGGGCACCUCGCCCUUCCAAAGGGAGCCCGUGACAGUCUCCACCAAUAGUGGACUUCAUAUCCCCCGUAGAUUUUACCGGCGAUAACGGACAUGGGUCCAGAUCGCAAGGUAUUAGCCCGAAGUUCCCCCCUGUCCUCCAGCACCUCCGUAGGUAGGACUGGCUGUCCGAACCUCAGCCAGAGAAGAUUUAACAUUGUGUUUGUCCUCCACCUGCAUGGAUCUGCUCUUGUGGAGGCAGCCAAUCUGGUCUGAAUCUCUGAUCGAUCUGGUCUGUGAGGCAGCAAACCGCACGAAACCUUUUGCGUAGCGAGCGGAGACGGCCCGGCUUUGCUGGGCUGUCCGUCGGCGGCGUGCGCCCGCUCCCCAGGACAUCACAGACGCUGUGGUGGAGUGGGAGAGCUUCUCUCCUGGCCUCCAGCACAGCUGUGGCGGGAGGGAUCAGCAGCUCUUGGUCACGGUCGAUCAGAUUUCAGGCGAGGUUUCUGCCGCUGGCAUGCCGCCCUCCUCCCUCCCCGUUUCAUCUGUUGCAGGCCAUCCGUCCGCGUACCGUGGUGACCUGUGAGGAAGGGAGAGGGAGUUUAGAACCACGCUUAUGUCCUCGGUGGUGGCACGGUGGCGCCUGCUCCGUGGCAGGGCCAACGCUAGGGUCCGGCGCCCGCUGACCGGGCGGCGCUCGCCCCCGCCUAACUCUGAAACGCACGCGGAGCCCAACAAAACGGGCCCUGCCCCGAAGGGAGCGGUGGUAGGAGCCCGGGGCGGCCUGGACGCAGGUAACGAGGUCGACCCCUCCGGGCCUCGAUCUCCCGAGGAGAUCCCUGCCGGCGCGCGGCGUGCGACGCGCAGAGCGAGAGCCCCGUAGCGGGGCCGCCAGGGCUGCGCGUCCGCGAGGUGAACGUUAAGUCACGUUGCUUCCUCCAUCUGGAUUUCUUGCUCUCCAGAGAAGGGUGCUAGGAAGGCCUGGAGCUUGCCGGUCGUCCCCCACCUCUCCCGCCGCGGGGGAGAGUUCGGUGCAGCCAGCCGGGACCGGCCAGAGGUUGAGGAAUUUGUUUUUUUUUUUUUUAACGGUCUCCGUGAGCUGAGUUCCUCCCAGUCGAGAGCGCGGGCGACGGCCCCGGCUUGCUCUCGCAGUCCCGCCUUAGCGUAGCGGCCAUGCCCCGUAGCUGCCCGCCGAGCGGAGCAGGCCACGGGAGACGUAACAUGCUCCAAGACGCGGGAUUCGAGCGCUCUCCUGGGGCGCUUCUCUCG